This is a messenger RNA of Penicillium subrubescens, 477 nucleotides long. RefSeq names its product DUF427 domain-containing protein. The record is from RefSeq and is a predicted model, not a curated record. NCBI's taxonomy places the organism in Eukaryota, Fungi, Ascomycota, Eurotiomycetes, Eurotiales, Aspergillaceae. Bases 85 to 384 code for a protein of 99 amino acids. The transcript is spliced from 4 exons.
CACUUGCUGACACCCAAACAUCCGUCUCCAAAGCUCGACCAUCAUCAACCCAUCUUACGAGGACACUAUAGGAGACAGGUUACCAUGCCAACUGCAAAAGCCAGUGUUGGAGACCUAGUGCUGGCUGAAGCUGAUGCCUGGGAGACAGUCGAAGGGAAUGUAUACUUUCCGCGCUCAGCCAUUAAGGACCCGAAUACUUUCCUGAGCUCUGAUACGAAGACUUUCUGCCCAUGGAAGGGUGAGGCAGAGUAUUAUUCGGUAAAGACUGGCGACACCGUCAUUCAGGAUGCUGCCUGGUAUUACGCAAACCCAUAUGAGAAGGCGACGAAUAUCAAGGAUCAUAUCGCGUUCUACAAGUCCAAGGUUCUGGUAACUGUGGAAUAGGGUGCUGUACCCGAGACUUAUUUCACACGGGAUUUCAGAUUUUUCUUAGGAAGAACAGGAAUAAAUGUUCUAUAUUGGACAGCCGAAUGAAAC